AUGGACGAAACAGUUCAAACGUUUAAUAGAGUUCUUCGGUUUGCUGGAAUUUCUUUUUUCUCUAAAACCAAUCAGUUAUCUAAACGAUGGUUGAUAUUUCAAAUUUCGAAUUACAUUCAUGGAUUUAUAACGGUCGUUUUUACUUCAGCUUUUGUUAUACUUCAUUUUAAUAAUAUGCUUUUGUGUAUUCAAGGCGCUUGCAUUUGGACAACUGGAGUCAUCAUGUUUACUUCUUUAAGCGUAUGUUUGCUUUUUAGAAGAAAAUUCCAGAUCUUUCUUAAAGAGAUGGUUUUCAAAGACUCGUUGUUAGAUAUGCCUUUGAUUGUUCACGUUUUGGAAAGUAAUUGCACUGGUCUAUUGAAAGAUUUAAAAGAUUUGGUAAAAGAAUCCGAAGAGAAGUUUUUUAGAUUCGCUAGAAUUUUAUUAAAAACCUACAUCAUCAUUGGAGGGGUCUGCGUAACACUUUAUUUGUGCUGUGCCAUUUAUCAGAUGAUCAAGUCUAAGGACAAUACUUUGAGGUUAUUAGCUUUUGAUAUGUGGUUCCCGUGGAGUUUGGAAAACUUCUACGUAUACGUGGCUUCGUUCGUAUUUCAAGCUUACUCUAGUUACUUAUGUUGCAUUGCAAAUCCUGGACUUCAAUCUACAAUAAUACUGUUAGUAAGUCAAACAAUACGCCAGUUGAAGAUCAUUACGUUUAUUUUAGAAAAUCUUAAUGAAUUGUCAAUUCAGUUGACAGAUAACAAGGAUAAUUGGCAAUACUGUUGUACUGAAAUUUUAUCACAAUGUUUUAAACGUUACGUUAAAUUAAAAAGAUUCAUAAACCGUCUCAAUUCCGUAUGUCAGUUAUUUUAUUUGACGUUAAUACUUGUUGCAUUGAUGCUGGUUGGUAUGUGCUCAGUGAAAAUAGCCAUUUCUAAUAAAUUAGCUGCAGACACAAUGAAAUAUUAUGUACACAAUCUUUAUUUUAUUCUUACUGUUUUAAUGAUAUGCUUACUUGGCCAACAAGUGGAAAAUGAGUGUGAGAAUUUUGAAUUGGCGGUCACAGAAAAAUGGUAUCUGUUCGAUAAGAAACAUAUAAAAGGUGUCUUAAUUUUCAAAAUGGCCGUUAGUAAAGGAAUGCCGAUGUAUAUUUUCGGAUCUAUAACAAUAUCUUUACCAACUUUUACAUGGUUCAUUAAAACCGGCAUGUCGUUUUUCGCAUUAGUUAUGUCAGUGUUAGAAGGAUAA
Molecule: messenger RNA, 1227 nt
Organism: Papilio machaon (common yellow swallowtail)
Lineage: Eukaryota; Metazoa; Arthropoda; Insecta; Lepidoptera; Papilionidae
Gene: Or49
Product: odorant receptor 4-like
Exons: 7
Coding region: 1-1227 (408 amino acids)
Biological process (GO): sensory perception of smell; detection of chemical stimulus involved in sensory perception of smell
Cellular component (GO): plasma membrane
Molecular function (GO): odorant binding; olfactory receptor activity
Source: RefSeq, a predicted model, not a curated record